GGCAUUGUGGGAAGCAGCCAUGGUCUGAGGCGGGCGCCUCACCUGUCACCCGCGCCGGCUCCUGCGCUCGGCUUUCGCCCUCGUGUCCACUGCUCUCGCCACUCGCCGGGCGGGGGCGGCGACGGCCCGGCCACCAUGAUACAUUUCAUAUUGCUCUUCAGUCGACAAGGGAAAUUACGGCUGCAGAAAUGGUACACUACUCUCCCUGACAAAGAAAGGAAAAAGAUCACCCGGGAAAUUGUACAGAUCAUUCUCUCUCGUGGCCAGAGGACAAGCAGUUUUAUUGACUGGAAGGAGCUAAAACUUGUUUAUAAAAGGUAUGCUAGUUUAUAUUUUUGCUGUGCAGUAGAAAAUCAGGACAAUGAGCUCUUGACACUUGAGAUUGUGCAUCGUUAUGUGGAGUUGCUGGACAAAUACUUUGGAAAUGUCUGCGAGCUGGAUAUUAUCUUUAAUUUUGAAAAGGCUUAUUUUAUCCUGGAUGAGUUUAUCAUCGGUGGAGAAGUUCAGGAAACGUCCAAGAAAUCUGCUGUCAAAGCCAUUGAAGAUUCUGAUAUGUUACAGGAGACAAUGGAAGAAUACAUGAACAAGCCUACGUUUUAACUGUGUAUCUACUUGAAGACUCGUAGUGCUGCGUGUUGUGAACCUGUCAAUAAGCAGCGGCUUACGUCCAGUUUUUUGACAGAGCCUCUGGCACCAUGCCAACAAUGACUUAAAAGGGAUCUUUGUUAAUGAGCAAAAAUUAAAGUUGUUUAACAAUAUAUUUAUCAUUAUUACAUGGCUGUAUUAUACUGUAUAUGACUGUGCAUUGUAGCUCUAGAUGUUAAAAUAACUGCUUCAUAACUCAAUAAAUUGAGUAUUUGCAAUAUUUUAACUCGUAAUAUUUUUAAGCUAACUUAAAUAAAUUUGUGGCAAUGUGUUUUUGUUGCAUUGGAAUCCUCUACUGACAGGCUGAAAACUGUAUUGCAAUAAUCCAUGAUUUUGAAUGUAAAGUAUAUCUUGUAUCAAUAAUACUUUUUCUAAAUGUUUAGCUUUUUAAAUUGUAUAAUAAUUCAAAAUUAUGUUAAUAGUUCAGAGUUCAUACAUAAUGCUAGACAUUUUUAAUACUUAAUAAUACUGUAAUUUCAGUCCAGGUACAAUGUAUCUGAUUUUAAUGUCCUGAAUUCAUUUAUUUUUUUCAGGAUUGGAAUUAAGAAAAAUAACCAAAGAUAGGAUAGGACUUAAGUGUUUUUAAUACCUUGGAAGCCAGUAUUUAGGCUGAGUUUUUAAUUUUGCCUUUGAAUUGAAUAUCAAGGGCAUUCCAAUAAGAUUGCGUUUUCAACAAACUCUAGGUAUUUAUUAAGGUUUUGAGACAUCUGGAGAUGCAGUGUCUAUGACUUCCCUUAUUGUAAAAAUAGUAUAAUAAAGAUUCAUAACAGUAGCAAUAAUUAUUAUUACUACUACUAUUAAUAAUCUUUAUGUUUCAAGCACUCUUAGUUGCUGGAGAGAUUUUGUUUCAAAUGUGUUUUAAUGUAUAUCUAAUAUAUUUGAAGACAUUGUUUAUUAAGCUUACUUAGAAUGUUUAACAUUAUUUCAGCCUUUAUGAUGGAUGCCUUCUUCCUUUUUUCUUUCCUCACUCUCCCAAAGGAAAUAUUUGCUGCUGACCAUUGUUAUUGUAAAUAUGUCGCAUUUAUGCUUCCUGGAAUGCAGGUUCUGUGUAACCAGGUAGUAAAUGUGAUCAGACAUAUUGUAGGAACUAGCUCAUGAUAUUGUGUCUUAGUGCCCUGCUUUUGAUGGCUUCUCCGUGCAUUUUCGGGGUUAGUUUCGAGUUCUGGUAUCAUUCAUGUUAGACUGGUGAGGGACCUUAGUGCUUUUCCUAAGAGAAGAGUGUGUUUGCUGUUGGAUUCCCUAGGAGACCCCCAUAAGGUAGACCUUAAGAGAACAUGAGGAGAAAAUGUGCCCUUUGAUUCAUCUUCCCAGAUAUAUUUAGGGAAAAAUGGCAAGAUAAGAGCAGAAUAACAGAAGGAAAAAUUGGCCAAUUUCUCAAUAUAACCAUUGCUAAAAGGAAACAAGUCAGAUUAGUAUAUGAAGUCAUUGUUGGGAUUUUAAUAUCUAAUAAUUCCUCAAAUUAAUCAUAUAAUUACAGUUAUGGCAUCGGAUUGGAGUUUAACUAUCAUUUUUGAUCACUUUGUUUACUUUAGAUCUUUAGUUUUGUAGUUUAUUUUUUUUAAUAUGGUAGAACUCUUUAUUUUUAAAAACAAUUUUGUAAAGAUAGACUUUAUGUAAAUCCAUCAAAAAUCUUCUGGUUCUUUUGAAGUUUCCCACCAUUGUUGGGUGAAGAUAUUUAUUGAACCUCAUUCAAAUGUAUGACGCAUAUCCUGGGAAUUCCAUGUUAGAUAGUCUAGUUAUAGACAGGGCUCCUUGGGCUUCAUGUCAGCAUCACACAUAGAAAAAUAAACAUAACAAUGUGGCACACCGGGGUAAAUUUGGGGGAUUUUGGGGACAUUUUACAUGAAAGAUGAAUCUUGGUGAAAAUAAUCAUUAUGUUUUCUUUAUAUUAUAUAAUUAUAAUAAAACUAGCAGAUGAAAGAAAAGAUAAUAAAUAUCGAAUUUGUAUACAACUUCCAAAUAAAAUGUUUUUAAAUUUUUUAAUGAGGAACUUGAGUGUGAUUUUGUGAAUAUAAUUUUUUAAAAAAUCACAUUAUAUGCUAGAAAUUCCUAUCCAUAAUUCCUGGUGAAGUCCC
Equus quagga is the source of this 2720-nucleotide messenger RNA. It is a transcript of the gene AP1S3, whose product is annotated as adaptor related protein complex 1 subunit sigma 3. Gene Ontology annotation, cellular component: intracellular membrane-bounded organelle; AP-1 adaptor complex; membrane coat. The transcript is spliced from 5 exons. Gene Ontology annotation, molecular function: clathrin-cargo adaptor activity. NCBI's taxonomy places the organism in Eukaryota, Metazoa, Chordata, Mammalia, Perissodactyla, Equidae. Gene Ontology annotation, biological process: vesicle-mediated transport; intracellular protein transport. The record is from RefSeq and is a predicted model, not a curated record. Bases 136 to 600 code for a protein of 154 amino acids.